AUGGAGUUUAAAACUGAAUACCACCACCGCAGCCAACGCGCCGAGAAGGUCGAGGCCUGGGACAAGUUUCGUAACACGACACAUCCGCUCCCCGCCUCUAAUAACGACUCCUCGCAACCUUGGCAACCCUUCAAAUCGCGUGCCGACUGCGAGUUCGCCUCCAUCGCCAUCGAUGGGGAGUUUACGAAGGACAUCGUGGAUCGUUUGUUGGGUCUCAUGCGCAAGGUGGAGUCAGGGGCCGCAAAGGUAUCGUUCAAGAAUGACGAUGAAUUGCGAUCAGUAUGUGACAAAGCGGCCGAGGAGCUGACUCCUAUCGAAAAACAAACGAUUGAUGUACCUUACAAGAAGACAAGUAUACCAGUAGAUAUACACAAACGGGACCUCUGGAAGUGGGCGAAAGAGCUCCUCGAUAAUGAAUCACUCGCGCCAUAUUUCGAAUGGGACGCACAAAAAAUAUAUAAACGAGACAAUAGCUCCGGAACGUUUACACGGCUCUAUGACGAGCCCUGGACAGCUGACAGGUGGUGGAAAAUACAGACUGAUUUGCCGGAGGUACCUAAUGCUGUCCCUGCACCGUUCUCUAUACUGCUUUAUGCCGACAAGACGAGAUUGUCGUCUUUUGGAACGGUGCAGGGCUAUCCUGUGAUAGCAAGAUGCUGCAAUCUUCUGUCUUCCAUCCGCAAUGGGAAUGGGGUCGGGGGUGCGCGCGUUGUUGGCUGGUUGCCUAUCCUCAAGAACGAUCCCGAGAAAGAAGGGAAACGGACGUACACCGACUUCAAACGCGUCGUGUGGCACGAGGCUUUCAGGAACUUUUUGUCAGAUAUAGAAUUGUAUUCCGAAGCCGGCCUAUUUCACCAUUGUCACGAUGGUAUAAACCGUGUACUAUUCCCGGUAAUAUUGAUGCUUUCGGCUGAUUAUGAAGAGCAAUGUAUCAUGUCACUCAUUCGUGGGCCCAAGGGAAAAUGCCCGUGUCCUGUUUGCCUUAUACCAAGGGAAAACCUCCAUGACUCUCAGACGACAUACGAGUACCGCACACCUCAGCAAGGACGCGACGCGAUGGCCACGUAUACUAACGUCAGUAAGGGCGCCGGUGAACAGGAAUUGAAGGGAUAUGGCUUGCGGCCAGGCAAGAACGUAUUCUAUGAUAUAAAACACUCGAACCCACAUGAAGCGCUGUCAUUUGACCGCCUGCACUUUUGCCACGGCGGCAUAUUCGGGCGACAUCUUCUUCCCGAGCUGCAGACUAUAAUUAAGCAUGUUAGUAGUACGAAGGUUGGAGGAACAAUGGGCAAAUUCGACGACCACUUUGAUCGGAUGCCCCGAUGGCGAAACCUGAAUCAUUUUAGUAGUGCAGUAAACACGUCUUUCUCAGACGGCAACAAGUUCAAUGACAUGUCAAAGCAAACACUAUUCGCUGCUCAGAGUCUCUUGACUCCGAGCACAUCGCCUGAAGGAUACGCUCUGCUCCAGCUCAUCAGGAGCUAUUUGGAACUUGAUUGUUAUAUCGGCUUCGAUGUCCACACAGAAGAAACCCUCAGAGCCGGCGAAGCCGAGCUUAAGAGGUUUAAUAAACUCUUGGAGGAUUAUAUCGAGCUUGCCAAGAAGUCCGAUAUACCCGAUCUCAAGCUCGACUGGAACUUCCCGAAGGCUCACUACUUCAAGCACGCCUUUGAGGAUAUUCGAAACAAAGGCGCAAGCCGUAACUACAGCACCCAUCCAAACGAGGGAGUGCAUUCGCUUCUCAAGGCUGCAUACGGCCAUACAAACGGGAAAAAUAUCGCUGAUCAGAUCUUGCGCAUAGAUCAACAUAGGCUGGCCAUAGACCUCCUCUUCAGUCGAAUACAUGAAUAUGAAGCCGUGAUCUCGGCUCAAGACCGUUCCGAAGAUAACGACGAAGGUGACGAGUACAGCAUGUUCACGUCUUUCCCAGAAAAAUUCCACAUCGGUUCACCGCAACCUGCGGCUACUAUCCAGGCAAUACAAGCCGCUAAUCCCAACGACGACGCACUCAAACAACUGCCGCAUGCGCUACAGGACUUCGUAAAUUUCAGACUACCAAACUACUCUGGAAUGGAGAUGUAUAGAGAGCAGCGGAAUUGGUGGCAGGCGAUUAAUCGGAGUGAUACGCUCACCGAAUUCCGAUUCCUUAAAGUCAAUUAUGAAUCUUCGGAGCACUGGCGCCAGUGCACGGAUUAUCUACGGUGUCAUCCAUCAUUCCACGGUCAUCCCCGUUAUGACUGUGCGCUCGUGCAGAUAUCCGAUGACGAGCAGGCUUUUGUACGUUUUGUUAUCAUCUUCAAGAUCAUGCUUCCUGGUUUGUCAGAGCCGCUUUCUUUAGCGCUUGUGCACCCGUAUACCGCAGGUCUCCCAGGCCUAGAGAAGAAGGUCGACAAGGACCUUGGAUUCAUUCGCGUGAAGGCAGCGCCUCGCAAAUCCGCCAUUGUAAUCCCACUUGAUUUGAUAGUCCGAGGAGCAAUGCUUGUUCCUGAUUUCAAAUCGACGAACGAGUUCCUUGUCAACACGUACAUUGACGGGGACAUGUUUCUUCGUAUGCAAAAAUGGAGCCGAUAA
This is a messenger RNA of Coniophora puteana RWD-64-598 SS2, 2571 nucleotides long. RefSeq lists its product as uncharacterized. Bases 1 to 2571 code for a protein of 856 amino acids. Lineage: Eukaryota; Fungi; Basidiomycota; Agaricomycetes; Boletales; Coniophoraceae. The record is from RefSeq and is a predicted model, not a curated record. The transcript is spliced from 11 exons.